CAGAGGCACGAGGAGGGUGGGCUGUGGAAAUGGCUGUACGGCGAGUGUCAGCCCAAAGCGAACCUGUCACCGAGCAACAGAGUGUCUGUGUGUCCUGACCGGGGGGCACCUAUGACCUGUCUGUGCUCCUUCCCACACUCACAGUUGAUCGGAUCUAGAUGAGUGAUAUAAAUCAUGGCUGUGCCAUUUGUUGAAGACUGGGAUCUGGUACAGACGCUAGGAGAGGGAGCCUAUGGAGAAGUACAGCUGGCGGUGAACCGGAAGACUGAAGAGGCAGUGGCAGUAAAGAUUGUGGAUAUGAAACGAGCAGCUGAUUGUCCAGAAAACAUAAAGAAAGAGAUUUGUAUCAAUAAAAUGCUCAACCACACCAAUAUCGUCAAGUUCUACGGGCACCGCAAAGAAGGCACCAUUCAGUAUCUGUUCCUGGAGUACUGCAGGGGAGGAGAACUCUUCGAUAGAAUUGAACCGGAUGUGGGUAUGCCAGAGCAGGAUGCACAGAAGUUCUUCCAGCAGCUCAUUGCUGGCGUGGAAUAUCUUCAUGGUCUUGGAAUUACACAUCGAGAUAUAAAACCUGAAAACUUGCUUCUAGAUGACAGAGAUAAGCUUAAGAUUUCUGAUUUUGGCCUGGCCACUGUGUUCAGACAUAAUGGGCGGGAGCGUCUACUGAACAAGAUGUGUGGGACUCUGCCCUAUGUAGCACCGGAGCUUAUAAAGCUGAGGUCAUUUCAUGCUGAACCCGUGGAUAUUUGGUCAUGUGGGAUUGUUCUGACCGCAAUGCUAGCUGGAGAGCUUCCAUGGGAUCAGCCUAAUGAUGCAUGUCAAGAAUAUUGUGACUGGAAAGAGUCAAAACACUACCUUAAUCCGUGGAAAAAGAUUGACUCCACGCCUCUUGCUUUGUUGUGUAAACUCCUAACCGAAAAUCCCAGUACAAGGAUGAUUGUUUCAGACAUCAAGAAAGACCGCUGGUUUAGUAAACCGCUGAAUAAAGGUCUGAAAAGACACCGCGUAUGCUCAGGGGGUGCAACAGAAACAUCAGAGAUUUUCAGUAAACACAUACGUAGUGAUGCGGACAAGUCUCUUCUCUCACACAGUGAUGAGAAGACAAAGUAUUCCAGCACACAGCCUGAGCCUCGCACAGCCCUCUCGAGCUGGGACAGUAGUAACACCUCUAAUAUAGAUAGCCUGGUGCAGGGUAAAGGAUAUAGUUUCUCUCAACCGGCCUGUCCAGAAAACAUGCUGCUAAGCAGCCAGCUGCUGGGCACCCCGGGUGCCUCCCAGAACCCAUGGCAUCGUUUAGUAAAAAGGAUGACCCGCUUCUUCACCAACGUCGAUGCUGAAAGUACUUAUAAUAGUCUGAAGGACACGUGCGAAAAGAUGGGUUAUGUGUGGAGAAAAGGCUGUGCCAAUCAGGUGACACUUUCAACAACUGACAGGCGAAACAACAAAUUAAUAUUUAAGGUUAAUUUGGUGGAGAUGGAGGAAAGAAUGUUACUGGAUUUUCGCCUUUCAAAGGGUGAUGGCCUAGAGUUCAAGCGACAUUUCUUGAAGAUAAAGAAAAAGCUGGAAGACAUAGUGGCCGUUCAGAAAGUUAUUGUGUCUAUCACCUGAUUGUGGGGUUCCCAGACUUGCGAUCAUUUAUUGCCAACCCCCUUCUUGCAUUGCUGUUGAGUACCAGUUCUGGACUCCUUUAUUUUCUGUUAGGACCUGUAGUUGUGGUCAUUGGCAGUACGGCGGGGGGUCAUUUGGACUGCUCCCAGCUUACAUGGAGAAGGAGGAGUUCCGUUUAUUUCAUGGUGCCGUCGGAUUCACUGUGGGCUUGACACGUUUCUUUGCCUUAAUACAAGCUCUUAUUAGGGCUUCCUUGGCACGUUUGGUAUUUUCACAGUUUGUGAAGCAUACAAAGCUUGGGGUCUACACAUAAACCUUAAGUUGUUCCAUAUCUCUAUUUCCCAGUGUUGUGGUGUUCAUGAAUUUAAACUUCCAAAAAGUGGGAGUUCCAUUUUUGGGUGGAACUCUGCUUUAAUAUAUAUUUUCAUAUCACUAAGAUACCUUCUGUUCACAGAAAUCCUUUCACAGUUAUUACUCUUUAAAUUAUUUGUAGGCAGUAACCAGAGCUAAAAAUGUAGAGUUUGGGCCCUGAGGCCAUCACAGCGAUAAAUAUAUAAAAAAAGUGAAUGUUUAAGCCAUUUGUAACAUACGUUUUAUAUGUAAAUAAAUGCAUCACUUUGGAGAAAGUUA
Messenger RNA from Rana temporaria (common frog), 2238 nucleotides. RefSeq names its product checkpoint kinase 1 (gene CHEK1). Bases 175 to 1608 code for a protein of 477 amino acids. Gene Ontology annotation, cellular component: site of double-strand break; nucleus; cytoplasm. The transcript has 13 exons. The record is from RefSeq and is a predicted model, not a curated record. Lineage: Eukaryota; Metazoa; Chordata; Amphibia; Anura; Ranidae. Gene Ontology annotation, molecular function: ATP binding; protein serine/threonine kinase activity. Gene Ontology annotation, biological process: mitotic G2 DNA damage checkpoint signaling; protein phosphorylation.